CAUCCGAAAUAUUCUUGAUGCCACCUAUCCUCCCAACACAAGCCCUGUUGUUAAGAGUAAAGACUGAUCCCCUCACGAUUGGUUUUGUUUGGGGAAGAACUCCAGAUGCACGCGAUCAUGUAUGUCUCUGCUUGAGCGACUGCCAUUUGUGCGUGUAGCUAGUUUUCAGGCACCAGGAUUGUAGUCGACUAGCAUCUUUGCAUUGAGGUAGAAUACCACAAACCCACUUGUUUCCGUCACGGUCGCAGCCUAGCAUGAGGAGGAAGCAAUGUUUGAUUUGAGAAGCAAGUCUCUGCUUUCAUGGAGAGUAGCGCUGAAUGUUCGGUGCUCCGGCCUCCGGGAUCCACAAAGGAAGUAUAUGUUUGUCUGUUUUUCAAUUGCUUUCUUUUUUUCUAUGUCUUCUUUUUGUUUCUAGCUCAGUAUUCGGCAUUCCAGCUUCUGAGUUCUGAAGAUUACUAAGUCUCUUAACACAUUGUAAUGUGAUUUUACAUAGCUAGCUAUAUACAUCUUCAGUUUGUUAUCGGCGCUAGUAAUUGCAUGUAGUCAACCUGUAUUUUUCAGAUGAGUUGAUCGACAGUCUUGUCUGCAUUAUCCAUUGCUUGUUGCGCAGGUCCGCCAUUACUGGGACGCAGUCGGAAGAUUCGGCAGGACGCAGUUCCCAGCAGAGUCCUCUGUUUCUGAACAAAUGCAACGAUGCUACUACUUGUCUGUAUCAAUUACCUGAUGCUGGUGAGUUGUGUGACCACGUAUUCUCUUCUCUAGUUCUCUCAGAGUCCGAGCUAGAAGCAACUUGCACUCUUUGCAAACCUUCAGGUUUCAGCCUUCAGGGGACUACUGUCUGUCUGGGUUUACAAGGCGGCUUUGAGCAUGGCAGGAUCUCAUGAUUCUCAUCUGUAAGGCCAGCCAGCCAAAACGCGUUGCCUUUAAUUAAUCACUUCCUUUUCUUGGUAAGAUUGCUAGCCAUUUGCUGGAGCUAUUUCCUUUGGUCUAAUUAAAGCCCUAAACCACUGCAAAGGAGCACCUCUCUGGAGCCCUCUUCAGACUGUAAAGCGAGCAAAGGCAUCUCGUUGUGUGCCUCCUGUCCAACAUGUAUUCCAUCGCUCUUGCUUCGCCCACAAGCAGGGCAUGCAUUCCUUCCUUCUUCCCCUUCCUUCCUUGAUCCUUCUCCAUCUCUACACAGCCAGGCAGCCAGCGCUAAGUAACCUCACUCACUGGACACUACAUAUCGGCCUUGCACAUUGCUUCCAGCUUCCUGCUGCAUCCAUUAGCUAGGACAUCCAGGCAUUGGUCGAGCGAGUUGCCGAGAAGAGGAGCGAGUGAGCGAGGAGCCGUACGAUGGAGGGCAUGAACGCCGGCAUGUCGCCGCGGCCGAGCACGGACUGGGGCCCCAUCAUCGUGGCGGCGAUCCUUUUCGUGGUGCUCUCGCCGGGGCUGCUCUUCCAGCUCCCCGCGCGGACGCGGGUGGUGGAGUUCGGCAACAUGGGCACCAGCGCCAUCGCCAUCCUGGUCCACGCCAUCAUCUUCUUCUGCCUCCUCACCAUCUUCGUCGUCGCCAUCGGCGUCCACGUCUACGCCGCCUAGGCCCAGCCAGCUCGAUCCCCCGGGCUGCUUUGACACGGCGAUGGUCUACGGUUUUCUGCAGUCUCAUGUAAUCUGCUGCUCGCUCGUUUUAAUGAAUUGGCCGGUGGUUUUACACUGUUCUAUAACUCAUUUGAGCAGAGACAGUACAGUUGUCAGUUGAGAAUUUAGCUGUUCUUGUACACGAAAACUUCAAUUUGGCUUCUUUUGUUUUUUUUUUGGCAACACAAUGUUUCUGUUGGAAAUUAGAGGAUGCUGCUUAUUUUCGCUUC
This is a messenger RNA of Panicum virgatum (switchgrass), 1850 nucleotides long. RefSeq lists its product as uncharacterized. The transcript has a single exon. Bases 1336 to 1581 code for a protein of 81 amino acids. Lineage: Eukaryota; Viridiplantae; Streptophyta; Magnoliopsida; Poales; Poaceae. The record is from RefSeq and is a predicted model, not a curated record.